Messenger RNA from Drosophila hydei, 1466 nucleotides. Its product is annotated as 2,3-bisphosphoglycerate-dependent phosphoglycerate mutase. The coding region runs from base 604 to 1389 and encodes 261 amino acids. Gene Ontology annotation, molecular function: intramolecular phosphotransferase activity. NCBI's taxonomy places the organism in Eukaryota, Metazoa, Arthropoda, Insecta, Diptera, Drosophilidae. The transcript is spliced from 4 exons. The record is from RefSeq and is a predicted model, not a curated record. Gene Ontology annotation, biological process: glycolytic process.
GCUUUGGCGCGCUAUUUUCAGUGCGCGGUUCAACAAUAAAGCGUAGAUCCAACAGCAAAGCAAUACUAAAAUAUUAACAAACUAUGCCAAUAUGUAGGCUAAUGCAAUGUCAACGACAGGGACAGAGAGACAGACAGCAAUAGCAAUAGCAACCGCAACAACAGUAAUAAUAGGAAGUGCGAAAUAACAAAUAAAAAUUUGAUACCUCGAAAACGGCGAAUGAGACGAGCAAAACACAGACGACGAAAACAGAACAAAGCGUAGUCAAAGCGUGCGCUGCUUUAGUCUGUCUCUCUGUCGGGCCAGUCAGCAGCGUGUACCCAAAAGCAAUUAUAAUUUGUUUUGUCUCGUUUGGGUUUUGGCAUGUGAGCGUGGACUCUUCACUUUGUUUUUUAUUUAUUUUUGUUAUUUUCCGUCUCUCAAAUUAUUUCGGAUAUGUUAGCCAAAAGAAUGUGCGGUAUGCGCGUUUCAAAAAAGUAUCAACUCAAGCCUCGUGGCUCAACAAAAAGUUGCUAAGCAAUUCAUUAGAAACGGUCUGCAUCGAAUACGACGACGGCUAAACAAAAAGUAAAUUCGCAGUGGAGUUUUGCUCAUUUUUUUUCGAUGAGCUGUAAACGGAACAGACUGAUGGUCAAAUCGAAUCAACUUGUACUGGUGCGCCAUGGCGAGAGCGAAUUCAAUCUGAAGAAUCUGUUUUGCGGCUGGCACGAUGCGCCGCUCAGUGCAGGUGGUAUAGAGGAGGCGCGCUCCGUGGCCGCUGCCAACUUGAAUCGAGCCAAAAUGACCUUCGACAAGGUUUACUGCUCGAAGCUUUGUCGUUCGAGGGAAACUGUCGAAGUGAUAUUAAGCGAAAUGAAAUGCUCCUUUUUGCCAAUUGUAUCCGAUUGGCGGCUGAACGAGCGGCAUUAUGGCAACUUGACGGGGAUUAAUAAGCGCGCCCUGGCCAAUGAGUAUGGCGAGGAGAUGGUGCAGUGCUGGCGACGCAACUACGACGGCUUGCCGCCAGCCAUCGACACCUCCAAUAUCUACUACUAUCAGAUUGCCAACAAUCCUGCCUUUCAGGAAGUGCCACCCACUGAAUUCCCCCUCACCGAGUCCAUGCGCAUGUGCGUGGAUCGCGUCAGCCCCGUUUGGCUAGAGAUCAAAAAGGACAUCCAAAAGGGUACGCGUCUGUUGGUCGUUGUCCAUGGCACCAUUGCCAGAUCUCUGAUUAAACUAAUUGAAGAUAUGACUGAAGAGCAGAUUGAAAAGGUCAACAUUCCCAAUUGUGUGCCAAUGAUAUACGAUUUCAAUAUCAAGACCGGGAAGCUUAAUGGGGGUCUCAAAUAUUUGGGCGAUCUCGAAUAUAUUGAGAAAAUGAAGAAGAAAGUCGCGGCCAUUGGCGAUUGAAGAUGUAAAAAGUUUGUUAUAAAAGAACCAAGUAUUUAACCCUAAGACCAUAUUAUAUAAUUUUUGUAUUUAUCCGA